Molecule: messenger RNA, 2041 nt
Organism: Selaginella moellendorffii
Lineage: Eukaryota; Viridiplantae; Streptophyta; Lycopodiopsida; Selaginellales; Selaginellaceae
Product: clathrin interactor EPSIN 1
Exons: 14
Coding region: 133-1779 (548 amino acids)
Biological process (GO): endocytosis
Cellular component (GO): endosome; plasma membrane; clathrin vesicle coat
Molecular function (GO): phospholipid binding; clathrin binding
Source: RefSeq, a predicted model, not a curated record
ACGUAUUACCUUCUAAUCUAACGAUGGCGAUAGCUCUGCUUGGGCUUGCCCUUCUCGAGCUAGCUGCUGGAUUGGGUGGCUAUGGCGCUUUGAUCCCACGGCUGCGCCAAGGGUUUUGAGGGCGCAUUCUCGAUGGAUCUCAGGAAGGUUUUCGACCAGACUGUUCGAGAUUUGAGGAGAGAAGUAAACAAAAAGGUUUUGAAGGUUCCAGAGAUCGAACAAAAGGUUCUUGAUGCUACAAGUAACGAGCCUUGGGGACCACAUGGAACUGCUAUGUCCGAAAUCGCUCAAGCAACCAGAAACUUCAAUGACUAUCAAAUGAUCAUGACGAUACUGUGGAAGAGACUGGCCGACACAGGAAGAAACUGGCGUCAUGUGUACAAAGGAUUGACACUUUUCGAUUUUCUUGUUGCUCAUGGAGCUGACAGAGUCAUCGAUGAGCUGCGAGAAAACAUCUACCAGAUUCAGGGACUGGUGGACUUCCAAUACGUAGAACCAAACGGAAAGGAUCAGGGUGUGAAUGUCCGCAAGAAAGCUCAAUCUUUGGUUUCUUUAGUGAAUGACAAGGAAAAAGUUCGCGAAGUUCGUCAGAAGGCCUCCGCAAAUAGAGACAAGUAUCAGGGUUAUUCUUCCACCGGCGGCAUAUUUAAGCCCAGUUCUUACUCUAGCACUGGAUCUAGAGGCUUUAGUGACUGGGAUGACGACCGAAAUGGUCACGGACGAAAUGCUGGUGACAGAUUUGGGAGUACGUAUGAUGACGAUCGCUAUGGAGAUGAACAUAGUAAGGAGAGCGAUAGAUACCGUGACGACUGGCGUCAUGCAGACCGGGAGGAUUUUAACAAUGAUGAGAACGAUUCAAGAAGCCCAGCCCCUCCGAGCUACGAAAGUUCUCAAAAAAAGAACACAGGUGCUGCCCAAUCAAUGAACAAAGCAACCAGCGCCGACGAUGACGAUGACUUUGAUCCCAGGGCCUCUGCUCCAGCUCCAGCCCCGCGUGCUCCUGUGGCUCCACAAGUUGAUUUUCUGGGACAACUAGAUUUUUUGUCAGCGCCAACGCCAGAGGUGGAUCCCUUUGCAAGUCCUGAGUUGGUCUCUGGACCGAAAACUGUGAAUCAAUCCACUGCCUCAAAUCUUUUCGACUCCGAUGCAUUUUCCAGCGAUUUUGGUGCAUUUACGUCCGCCUCCACGGUGCCGACCACUACGAGCAAAACAGAUCUCUUUGCUACCGAUCCUUUUGCUCAGCUCAACAAACCAGCGCCGGCCAACGACAGCGUUGCGUCCCUCAACUCUUUCGACGCGUUCGAAACUCUUUCCUCUCAAGCACCAGCACCGGCUGCGGCUUCUUUCAACGCCUUCGAAACUCUUUCCUCUCAAACACCACCUCCGGCUGCAGCUUCUUCCUUCGUGGAUACAAUCGUGCCUCCAGCUGCUCAAACGAAGCAAGGCUUCCAGACGAAAUCAUCGGUGUGGGCAGACUCUUUGUCAUCGGGCCUUAUUGAUCUAAACAUCACAGCUCCCAAGAACAAUCCAUCCUCGGAGUUUGGAGAUUGGACAGGAGAGCAAGCUUUUAGCAGUGGUUUCAAACCGAUGGGAUCUGGAAGUGGUCUUGGCCUCGCGGGAGCAAGCGGCCUUGCUCCGCCGCCGCCACCACCAACGAUCGAUCCAUUCGCAUUCGGCACGACAACCAUCUCCACAAACGCAACAUUUUCCAGCAUGGCUCCUCCUACGACUUCGAAUCCACCAACACAAAACGAUCCUUUUGCAGGCCUGAUAAAGUAAAACAGUAUUUACAAGAAAUACAAAUCAGCUGUUUCUUGGAUUCAGAGAAAAUCUGUACGCCAUGUCAUAAAUGCGACCUUCCCUAUGAUCAGUUUCGCGAUAUGUUUAAUGUUCUCAAGUACUUCCGAUGCGAGCGACAUGUUUAUUGAGAGAAAGGAAAGAUUAGUGCGAGAUUAGUUUUUAUAUGGCUGUGACGAGACGACUAUAUAUGUUCGUGAUCCAAAGCGUGUAAAAUAGAAGAACUGAAACUAUUUUACCGGGA